GUUCCUGCCACCCUCGCUUGGAAACUCAACGUGCAAUUCCCCCAGGGGGGAGAGAGCAAAUAAAUGCCGUUGACUUAUCUACAACAUUCACUGGAAGUUGCUUUUCUGUUAAUUAAUACCUGAUGGGGAAACAUGCCCAGAGAAACGCAGUCUCAGGAACCCAGGAAAGGGAAUGUGUCUUGUAAAAAGACGCUGCAGCGCUGGAAGCAAUAACUACCAUUAAGCAAGAGACUUUACAUAAAGGCAGCAAACUACCAGUAACAAUAGGAAGCCCAGUUACGGACAGGGCACUUUAUCUGUGGACCGGUGCUGCUUCCCACUGAAAGGCAGGCAGGAGACAGUGGAGUGAUCCUGCAUAGGCCACGCGGGUGCGAUCCACGGACCCCGGUGGCUUCUUGCAUCUCCAAAUUUUAUGCAUCUAACGUAAAUGACUUUGGUGAGGGGAAGGGAGGCGUGGUAGAGACCGAUCUCAGUGUGGAAGGGAGAUUCAAAGUUGGGAAGAAGCGGCCUUUCCUCUUUAGCCCCCAGGGGACAAAAAUCAACACGCCGUGCAAAAAAACAGAAGUAGCAGCAGAGGAGCUGUUUUGAAUGAAAAGGUUAUUGGUCUCAUUUAACGGGAUUGAUCUAAAAAGCCAGUGAAGAGACAAAAAAAAAGGGAGGUAUUGGCUUGCUGGUGCCUGACUGGCAGAUUCCAGUUAACACCUUAUCAGCAGGGCCGCAGACAAAUCCGCGCCUGCUGAAGCUGCACAGGGAAAGAAAGGAGGGGAGGGUGUUUCUGUAACCAGGGACGACAGCAGCAACAGUCCACGGAGAUGCAGGGAGGAUAGAGAGGGAGGGAGAGAGACAGGCGCAGACAGCUCCUGCACAAUAACCUUCCUUUCCAGCCGGCGCACGGGAGAGGGAAGGGCGGAAAAAUAAAUCAACCUGCAGUGGUUUUUUGUUUUUUUUUAUGGUCGUUCCCAUUGAGAGAGGCCGCGAUUUAAACGAAGGCACAGCGCUGAUCUGGCCGAGCCAGGCAGCCGUCUCCCUGAGCGGGAUGUAGCAGCUCUUUUCUUUGCUUGUUGUUCACUUGAAGAGUGGGCGCCGAUCCUCCAGGACUGAGAUCCCAUCUUCCAGCAAGGCACUGAAACAGAAGCAGAUCUCCCCCGCUCAUCCUGACCUUGCUGCUGCUGCUGCUGAAAGGAAAAGAAAAGGGGGGGAAAGAGCCUUGUUCUUUGCCGAGGAGGGAGGAAGGAAGCAGAGAAAGCUGGAAGAAGCAUCCGAGGGUAUCGGUGGCGGUGUGGCUAUAUAUUUCUUUAUUUGUAAAGUCAAAGCGAGUGCCCUGAUGACUCCUCAGUGAAACGGGGGGAGUUUGCAGGGCGAUACAGCAAUUUAUGCACUGAUUAGUCUGGAGAGAAAUCGGCUGGGCCAUAAUGGGGAAAUCCAACAGCAAGUUGAAGCCUGAAGUUGUGGAAGAGCUGACCAGGAAAACAUACUUUACAGAGAAGGAGGUGCAGCAGUGGUACAAGGGCUUCAUCAAGGACUGCCCCAGCGGCCAGCUGGAUGCUGCUGGGUUCCAGAAGAUCUACAAGCAGUUCUUCCCCUUUGGCGACCCAACCAAAUUUGCCACCUUUGUUUUUAACGUUUUUGAUGAAAACAAAGAUGGCAGGAUCGAGUUUUCGGAGUUCAUCCAAGCCCUGUCGGUCACUUCCCGAGGGACACUGGAUGAGAAGCUGCGGUGGGCAUUUAAACUGUAUGACUUGGACAACGACGGGUACAUCACGAGGAAUGAGAUGCUGGACAUCGUAGAUGCUAUUUAUCAGAUGGUGGGAAAUACAGUGGAGCUCCCGGAAGAGGAAAACACCCCUGAGAAGAGGGUGGAUCGGAUUUUCGCCAUGAUGGACAAGAACGCCGACGGGAAGCUCACGCUGCAGGAGUUCCAGGAGGGCUCCAAAGCUGACCCCUCCAUCGUACAGGCGCUAUCUCUCUAUGACGGACUCGUAUAGUCCUGGAGUCCCAAACUGCGAUGUCUGGGGGAAGACUCUCUCUGUGCCAUCAGACCACCUCAGUAAAGAAGCUCGCCUGUCCCUCUACGGCCUUCCUUUCUGUUAUGCGAACAAAGGAUGUGCUUGAAGUGUGAGGCCACCCCCACCCACCCUGCGCUCUGAAUCAGCCGUUCCCAUUUGCCAACUUCCGCUUUUUCAAAAAAAAAAACCCAAAAAAAGAAAAAGGAAAAAAAAAAGAGA
Messenger RNA from Gavialis gangeticus (Gharial), 2225 nucleotides. It is a transcript of the gene NCS1, whose product is annotated as neuronal calcium sensor 1. Lineage: Eukaryota; Metazoa; Chordata; Crocodylia; Gavialidae. The record is from RefSeq and is a predicted model, not a curated record. Bases 1413 to 1985 code for a protein of 190 amino acids. The transcript has 9 exons. Gene Ontology annotation, molecular function: calcium sensitive guanylate cyclase activator activity; calcium ion binding.